GGGCGGCGCACCAGUGUAUCCUCGACACGGUAAUUCACGCACUGGCUGGCUUGCCGCGACGGAUCCCAUGGCGCCACACCCAGCGCACUUCGUCCACUUUGGCUGUGCAUCGCCGCUCUUUUGCGACUCGUACACUCGGAAUAACAAGAGCACCGGGCACAAGAACCUUCGGUGCUUUCCGCAUUGCUGCGGCACGCACCGACCCAAUUCGUUCUGCGGCGCGUCCAUCGUCGUCGAGUGCCUGGUUCAACGGCCAACACGAGCGAUUGUCAGCUAUUGCCGCUUCGAAGCGUCCGACAUGGCCGAACAAGUGAUCCAAGUCGACGAAAGUGUGCCGACCGAGACGCUGAUGGCAGAAGUCAAAUCGACGGACGUGCCCCUCGGGCCAUGGAUGGCUGGCGACCGCCUCGACGUUCCUUCUACCGACAUCAUCCGAUUCGAGUACAAUCGCGUGCGGCAGUCGUGGCACUACGGGUGGCGUUCGAAUCGAUUCAACUGCAAUAUCAAGCAUACCUUUGUGGUGUAUGUGUUUGAGCAGCAUCCCGGGACCCUGCGCUGCAUCAGUCGUGUGGCAUCUCCUCCGUUCACCAUUUGCUCCACAAGGCGCAGUAUCGCCAAGCUGCCAUCCUCCCCAGGUAACAAGUUCGAGCGAUGGCCUGGCCUCGCACUGCUGUGUUGGGUGUGCUGUAGGGGGAGGUCCGUCGGACGACGACAUCAAACCUGAAUCAUCCCCUCAGCGGAAGCGGUCCCGCACAGUCAAGUCGCCGGCCCCCACCCAGAACGGAACCUUGUCUCUGCCCACCAACCACGACGACCAAAACGAUGACAUCGAGACCGCGAUGGAUGAAAUGCUCCAGCUCGCCGAUAUUUACGCUCGAAGCGGUGUUGUGGUUGACAAGGCGAACCACGAGCGCUUGGACAUUGCGCCAGCCAGUCCAACGUAUACGCUGCUACUGGAGCUGCUCGAGCGACACUUGUUCACGCGCGUCACGCUCGAAUUCGUCCAAAGGCGCUUAGACCAAGUCGACGUGAGUUUGCACGACUCGUUUCGUCAGUUGGUCUGGUUCCUGUGGAACCAAGUCAGCCAUGCCCUCGACGCGCACCAACUCACAGUCCGCGACCUCAUCGAACUCGUCCAGCGCGACUUUCCAUUGUGCGAGUUCGCUCGAGACUACGACGCGUGGAUCCAUCAUUAUACCACGGUGGCCACCGAAUUGAAAAAGACGACGAUGCUGCGAGACAUCCCCGCACCGUUUGCAUCGAAAGAUCGCCGACCUAUCUUUGGGCGGUGGCAGCGCGAAACACCCGCGCGACAUUGCCAGCUCGUCCAGCAGCAUCUGCUCGAGCGCGGCAGCCGCAUUUGGACGUGCUUUGAAGGGUGCGACAGUUCCCCGACUACUGUACAGAUGCGAUGGGAGUGCGCGGUGUAUGCCCCAUGGACAACGUUCCGCCUCGACCAACUGCCGCAGAGCCAUCCCCAUCAGCUCCUCGGCCCGAGCGGUCUCCCCACGCUCGGCAGCGGGAUGCACCUCUGCGGCACGCGGGCGUGGGAAGAAAAUCAUGGUUGAGAUGGCACCUGCCGGCCAAAAACAGGCGCCUCGAUAGCUCCUAACGUGUACCGUAGGAGAUACAUUGGUCGUGGAGUGGUAUUUCUGGCCAGGCGAUGGGCUCCUCGCCCGCAAGCGCGUGCGGGAGCGGUUCACGCUGCUCGCGAGCACGACCAACGGCAUGAUGCGCCAGCAAUUCGUCGAGAUGUGCUGGGACAAGACCCACGGCGCAGUCGCAGGCACGGACGACGUGCAGCGUGUGCUGCUGCCAGCAAACUGGCAAGUGCACCACGUUGAAACAUCCUACUACCGUCGAUUUGGAGCCGACGCCACCAACCCGCAUGCAUCGGGCGACGCUCACGGAUGACACGACGGCGGCGGUGGACGCACCAGUGGCGUACAAUAGGAAUAAAAUAUUUAAAGUCGGUCAAUACAAAAAAGAGGACACUUCCCA
This is a messenger RNA of Aphanomyces invadans, 2001 nucleotides long. RefSeq lists its product as hypothetical. The record is from RefSeq and is a predicted model, not a curated record. Lineage: Eukaryota; Oomycota; Saprolegniomycetes; Saprolegniales; Verrucalvaceae. The transcript has 5 exons. Bases 525 to 1568 code for a protein of 347 amino acids.